AGGAAGAAGAAGAAGAAGAAGAAGAAGAAAGAAAGAAGAAUUGGGGUUUUAUUUUUUUUCUGCUUUUGCCGGGAAAUCCAAGAGAAAUGACGGGCGGUGGUGCGUCAUCGGGAAGGCUGCCGACAUGGAAGGAGAGAGAGAACAACAAGAGGAGGGAGAGAAGGAGAAGAGCCAUUGCCGCUAAGAUUUACACGGGUCUUAGAGCUCAGGGAAACUACAAGCUUCCCAAACACUGCGAUAACAACGAGGUCUUAAAAGCUCUCUGCGCCGAAGCCGGGUGGGUCGUCGAUGAGGACGGAACCACCUACCGAAAGGGAUGCAAGCCACCACCGGGUGAAAUUGGGGUCGCUUCGACGAACAUCAGUGCGUGUUCCUCCAUUCAACCAAGCCCACAGUCCUCAUCCUUCCCUAGUCCUGUACCAUCCUACCAUGCUAGCCCAUCAUCAUCCUCCUUCCCAAGCCCGACUCGCUUCGAUGGCAACCCGUCCUCUUACCUUCUCCCAUUCCUCCGUAACAUAGCUUCCAUCCCCACAAAUCUACCUCCUCUUAGAAUCUCAAAUAGCGCACCUGUUACUCCACCUCUCUCUUCGCCAACUUCCAGAGGUUCAAAGCCAAAACCUGAUUGGGAGUCGCUUUCUAAUGGCUCCCUAAACGCAUUGCGCCACCCUCUUUUUGCCGCCUCCGCCCCUUCAAGCCCUACACGCCGUCACCAUCUCACGCCUGCUACAAUUCCGGAGUGUGACGAGUCUGAUGCUUCGACUGUAGAUUCUGGUCGCUGGGUUAGUUUCCAGAUGGGGACAGCCUCAGUAGCUCCUCCUUCCCCGACAUUCAAUCUUAUGAAACCGGUGGCUCAGCAGAGUGCUCUCCAGGAUGCAGUUGGUGGGCAUAGCAUGAUAGGGUGGGGCCCCCCUGCAGAGAGGGCUCGAGGCUCAGAGUUUGAGUUUGAGAAUUGCAGGGUUAAACCGUGGGAGGGCGAGAGGAUUCAUGACAUAGCCGUGGAUGAUCUGGAGCUUACGCUUGGGAGUGGGAAGACUCAUGGUUAAGAUCGACAUGAAGAUUAAGCAUGAGAAUGUGUACAAACAGAAGGAAAUAGAUUACCAAAACUAUAUGAUUUCGCUGUGCAUUCUCAAUCAAACAUCUCGCAGCCCUGUGGUGUCUCUUGAUGUCUACUGUGAAAGAGACUGACUACUGCCACGGUUGGGAGACUUCAACAUCAUCAUAUUUGGUUCAUCUUCUUUCUUUGUUGUAUGUACAGUUUCCUUUCUCUUGGAGAGCCGGUACAGGAAUCUGAACAUAUAUUUGUUUCGGUUGCUGAAGAGCAAGCUUCAAUGUAAGUACUGAUUGGAUCAUCUUUCAUGCGGUGGGAACAACUCGAAUACUUGGGGGUGAAUUCGAGAGGUUAUUUUUCUUCUUUCUCUAGACUAUGCUUUGAAGUUAAUUCAGAGGUUAAUUUAUCAUAAGAUCCAAUUAAGAUUAGGAUUACCAUGUGGAUGGUAUGGUCUCACAUGCCUCAAGCUCAAGCUAUAUCUAAAAAGUAGUUAAUUAUUAUCAGAUCCAUCUUGUUCGGGAAAAAGGGAUCCCUUUCUUUUGUUUAGUUUGUAAUGUAGAAAUAUCUUGGCAAUAUCUAUGACACAUUAAGUCCUCAUGUGUUCUAAUGCAUUUGUUACAUUCCCAA
This is a messenger RNA of Morus notabilis, 1675 nucleotides long. RefSeq names its product BES1/BZR1 homolog protein 2. Gene Ontology annotation, biological process: brassinosteroid mediated signaling pathway; DNA-templated transcription. Gene Ontology annotation, molecular function: DNA-binding transcription factor activity. The transcript is spliced from 2 exons. The record is from RefSeq and is a predicted model, not a curated record. Bases 87 to 1043 code for a protein of 318 amino acids. NCBI's taxonomy places the organism in Eukaryota, Viridiplantae, Streptophyta, Magnoliopsida, Rosales, Moraceae.